GGAGGACCGGAGAGGCGGCUGCCCUUGCAGGGAGGAGCAAAUGGCAGGACCAUGAGGGAGAUCAAGGUGGAACAGUUUCAACAGGAAGUCCCUGAGUCCAGAAAAAAGCACAAGACCCCAUCGGGAAAAGGCCAAGAGUUUAUUUCCCUCCCAGCAGACACAGGACAUUUGAGUUUUAGUGCUGAUGUCAUCUGCUGCCUGGGAGAAGACGGACAAUACAUCUCUGCUCAAGGGUCCAUGGAAAAGGAGACAUUAACAGAUGCAGAGACUGUGACAGAAACCGAGGUGGGAUGUUUUCAACAGGAGAUUUCUGUGUCCGAAAAGGAGCACGGGGUGCUCACUGGAAGAUGCCAGGAGGAUCUAUACUUCCUGACAAACACGAGUGAUGAGGUGCCCAGCCUGGUACCUCUGGGAACUACACAGCCAAGUUUCAGCUGGAGUGGAAACAUUACUUCUCAUCCGAGAAUUCGCACAGGGGACUCAGUCUACAAAUGCUUGGAAUGUGGAAAGGUCUUCAGCCAGCGUAACUCUUUUACUGCGCAUCAAAGAAUCCACACAGGAGAGAAACCAUACAAAUGCUUACAGUGUGGAAAGAGGUUCGGACAGAGACCACACCUUACUUUACAUCAGAGAAUUCACACUGGAGAGAAGCCUUAUCAAUGUUCAGAAUGCGGAAAGAGCUUUUCUCACAGGCCGCACCUUACUUCACAUCAAAGAACUCACACAGGAGAGAUGCCAUAUGAAUGCUUGGAGUGUGGAAAGAGCUUCAGGCGGCGUGAUACCCUUACUUUGCAUCAAAGAAUUCACACGGGAGAGAAACCGUAUAAAUGCUUAGAGUGUGGAAAGAGCUUCAUUAGGCGAACAAGCUUUACUUUGCAUCAAAGAAUGCACACGGGCGAGAAACUGUAUAAAUGCUUGGAAUGUGGAAAGAGCUUCAGUCGGCGUUACUCCCUGACUUUGCAUCAAAGAAUUCACACUGGGGAGAAGCCAUAUGCCUGCUCAGAAUGUGGAAAGAGCUUCCGUCAGCGUGACUCCCUUAUUUUGCAUCAAAGGAUUCACACAGGGGAGACCCCAUAUAAAUGCUUGGAAUGUGGAAAGAGUUUCAGUUGUAACAAAACUUUAAUUUCUCAUCAAAUAAUUCACACAGGAGAGAAACCAUAUAAAUGCUUGGAGUGUGGAAAGAACUUUCUUUACAGCAGAAGCCUUACUUUGCACCAAAGGAAACACACAGGGGAGAAACCAUAUAAAUGUUUGGAGUGUGGAAAGAGCUUUUAUGACAAUGGGACCCUUACUUCACACCAGAGAAUCCACACCGGGGAGAAACCCUAUACAUGCUCAGAGUGUGGCAUGAGGUUUUCUCACAGCGGAUCCCUUACUUUGCAUCGGAGAAUUCACACAGGAGAGAAACCCUAUACAUGCUCCGAGUGUGGCAAGAGCUUUUCUCAAAGCGGAUCCCUUACUUCACAUCGAAGAAUCCACACAGGAGAGAAGCCCUACACGUGCUCGGAGUGCGGCAAGAGCUUCAGAUUCUGCAACUACCUUGUCUCUCACUAUAAAAUACACAGAGGGGAAAAACCAUAUAAAUGUUUUGAGUGUGGAAAGAGCUUCUGUUACCCGAGUGUACUUACUUCACAUCAAAGAAUCCACACUCGGGAGAAACCAUAUGCCUGUUCGGACUGUGGGAAAAGGUUCAGCCACAGCGCAAGUCUUACUUCCCAUCAAAGAAUCCACAUAGGGGAGAAACCUUAUAAAUGCACAGAGUGCGGAAAGAACUUCAGUCGAGGUGAUUCCCUUACUUCCCAUCAGAGGAUUCACGCUGGGGAGAAACCGUAUCAGUGCUCGGAGUGUGGAAAGACUUUCCGCCACAUUGCAAGUCUGGCUUGUCAUCAGAACAACCACACAGGAGUGAAGCCGUAUAAAUGCGCAGUGUGUGGAAAGAGCUUCAGUUGGGAGAAGUCCCUUACUGCGCAUCAAAGAAUACACACUGGGGAGAAACCAUAUACUUGCUCAGAGUGCGGAAAGCGCUUUCGGUGGAGCAGACUUCUCAGCGUGCAUCAAAGAAUCCACAAAGGAGAAAGACCGUAUAAAUGUUCAGUGUGCGGAAAGAGCUUUGGUCAGAGUAACUCCCUUACUUUGCAUCAGACAGUGCACACGGGGGAGAACCUGUACAGCUGCUCGGAUUGUGGCAAGAGCUUAUCACGUAAAUCCUACCUUAUUAACCAUCAGAGAAUCCACAUGGGGGAGAAGCCAUAUAAGUGCUUUGAAUGUGGGAAGAGUUUCUGUGUGAGCUCAAAGCUGACUUCCCAUCAAACAGUUCACACCGGGGAGAAGCCAUAUAAAUGUUUGCCAUUUGAAUGCUCCGAGUGCGGGAAACACUUUGCCACCAGCUCGCACCUCAUCAACCAUAAGCGGGUCCACACAGGUGAGAAGCCGUACAAGUGCCUGAGCUGCGGGAAAAGCUUCACGGAGAGAGGCAACCUGCUCAAACACCAGAGGACCCACACGGGCGAGAAGCCGUACGAGUGCUCCGACUGCGGGAAGGCCUUCGGCAUCAGCUCCCAGCUCAUCAGUCACAAGAGAGUCCACACCGGCGAGAAGCCGUACGAGUGCCUCGAUUGCGGCAAAAGCUUCUGCACCAGCUCCCAGCUCGUCCGCCACAACAGGGUACACACGGGGGAAAAGCCCUACGAGUGCUCUGAGUGCGGGAAAACCUUCAGCCAGAGGUCCUACCUCGUCGGGCACGAGAGGACCCACACCGGGGAGAAGCCCUUCAACUGCUCGCAGUGCGACAAGUGGUUCUCGCACCGGUCUGACCGUCUGCGGCACGAGAAGAUCCACACGGGGGAGAAGCCGCACAAGUGCGCCGACUGCGGCAAGGGCUUCAACCAGAAGGGCUCCCUCGUCACCCACCAGAGGACCCACACGGGGGAGAAACCCUUCGAGUGCUCCGAGUGCGGAAAGAGCUUCAACGACCGGGGCUACCUCGUCACCCACCGGAGGACCCACACGGGGGAGAAGCCGUACGAGUGCAUGGACUGUGGGAAGAGCUUCAGCCGGACGUCCCACCUGACUGCGCAUAAAAAGACACAUGCAGGAGAGAGGCCCUAGCAUGAACAGCCAGUACGGUGUAGCGGCUGGAGCGUCGGACCAGGACUAGGGAGACCUGGGUUCUAGUUCCCACUCAGCCAUGGAAGCUCACUUUGGGCCAGUCACUAACUUUGUGUCUAACUACCUCAUAGGGUUGUUGUGGGGAUAAACUGGAGAGGAAGAAGAAA
This is a messenger RNA of Elgaria multicarinata webbii, 3275 nucleotides long. RefSeq names its product zinc finger protein 91-like. Gene Ontology annotation, biological process: regulation of transcription by RNA polymerase II. NCBI's taxonomy places the organism in Eukaryota, Metazoa, Chordata, Lepidosauria, Squamata, Anguidae. The transcript has 9 exons. The coding region runs from base 52 to 3108 and encodes 1018 amino acids. The record is from RefSeq and is a predicted model, not a curated record. Gene Ontology annotation, molecular function: DNA-binding transcription factor activity; RNA polymerase II cis-regulatory region sequence-specific DNA binding.